Molecule: messenger RNA, 16903 nt
Organism: Homarus americanus (American lobster)
Lineage: Eukaryota; Metazoa; Arthropoda; Malacostraca; Decapoda; Nephropidae
Exons: 97
Coding region: 165-16463 (5432 amino acids)
Cellular component (GO): extracellular region; extracellular matrix
Molecular function (GO): protein binding; chitin binding
Source: RefSeq, a predicted model, not a curated record
CUGACCCUCGAAGAGUGCACAACUCCCCAGUAUUCUCCUGCAGUACAGUACAUCAUACAAAUAACUAAGUCGUGUUAAACUUCGUGAUAUGUUACACUUGUAACAUUAAUAACAGUGUUGGUGUAUAAGCCGAAGAGGGCCACGUCCCUGUAGAGGCCCUCAAGAUGAUGGUGUUGCCCGCCUGGAGGACUUCCUCUGUCCUCUUGGUUUCCUUGCCUCUCGUAUUACUUCUGGUGGCCGCCUCCCACGGAGGCAAGUCAAAGGCCUUCCUCAGAAAUAACAACUAUAACCCGCAGGAUCAGCCACAGAGGAAUUUCUACUCCCCUACGUCCUUCAACAGGUUCAGACGGAACUUCGGAGACGACGACGAAUCCUCCUCCUCAUUCGGAAGCUUCCCAGGAUUCUCGGCUCCUUCUUCAACUGGUUCCUUCAGAUCAGGCCAGCCCUUCAGAUCUAGAAAGGGAGGUUCCAGGAGCUUUGGCAGUUCAAGAGCUUCUGGCGCUUUUCCUGGUCUCGGGGGAGGUCCGGACUCUUUCUUGGAGGCAGCUACCACGGAGCGGAGUGAGACUGAUGACGAGAUUCAAGCCUUUCAGUUCAGCGGGAGCGCUGGCUUCGGAAGUUCCAGGCCUGGAUCUGAAGGGGGCCGUAAAGGCGGAGCGAACAGAGGUGUCUCCAAAGGGGGAGGCAUCAAGUCCUCACAAUCAUCACAAAGUUCAUCAAAUUUAGGCGGUAGAGACCAGUCAUCGGCGUUCUCGUUCGGUGGGUCCUCGGGCCCCACGUUCGGUGGAUCAUCAGGUAUUGACUUCAGUGCACUGACAGGUCAAGAGUUCAACCCAUCAGGAGAACCAAUAUUCGGCAGAGCAAGUGGAAUUUUCGGUGGAGCUCCAGGUCUCGAUUUCAGUUCUUCUUCUGGUGGAAUAUUUGGUGGAUCUUCAGGUUCUUCAUUAGGUGCAUCGCCUGGCGGUACUUUUGGUUCUCCAGGCACCGGAUUUAGCGGAUCUUCCAAUUCAUAUUUCACUGGUUCGUCUGGAGCUUCUCAAGCUAACAGACCUGCUGCUGGUAGUACCGCUAAUAACUUCCCCUCCUUUUUAUCAUCUUUCUCUGAUUCCGGGAUUAAUCCAUUUGGUUCACAACCGAUACAGUUCCCUUCUGCUUCAAGAGGCCAGUUCCCACCCUCAUCCAGCAGCAUCUUCCCUCAGCCUGUAGGGGCCAACUCAGCACAGUUCCCAUCAGCAGCUAACUUUGGUCUUCCUGAAUCAUCUGCAAGCUUCCCAUACCCAAUAGAUGAGGAAAUAGCUAACCUGCUCUUCGUUGGGGAAAUAGACUCUACUACCACCAAGCCGCCCAUCCGGGUAACGUCAUCCGAAGACCGCAACAAGGUGUUCAGCGGUGGAAUAGACGAUGAGGACGACCAAGAUUACCUACCCCAGGCGUCAGCUCUCAAGGGCGGCUCCAAGAAACUGCCGGAGACCAAGAGAGGUUGUAAUUCCAAGCCGGGGAAUCCAGCGAAUGGGCGGAUGGACUGCUCUUCAUACGCAGGGUGUCGUGCCGUGUGUAACCGCGGCUAUCAGUUCCCUAGCGGGGAGAAGCGGCUUUUCCUGCAGUGUGAGGACGGCGAGUGGGCAGUUACCUCCAGGGAUUGGGACACGCUUCCCGACUGUGAACCCGUCUGCACUCCAUCUUGUCAGAACAGCGGGAUCUGCUUGACGCCUAACGUGUGCCAGUGUCCCGACAACUGGGAAGGUGAUUUGUGUCAAUUGCCUAAGGCGCCGACCCCUAGGAUCUGCUCCAACAAGCCCCCGACCCCGACCAACUCGAGGAUAUUCUGCAGCAGGGAUGAGUGCAUAGCGCGGUGCCAUGAGGGCUACCACUUCGCUGAGGGCACUACCCGCCUCACUUUCCAGUGUGAGAAUGGUUCCUGGACCAUCACCAACUCCAGGUGGAGAGGCACUUCACCUGAUUGUCAACCCAUCUGUGACCCCGCCUGUGUAAACGGAGGCAGGUGCAUUGCUCCCAACGUGUGCGAGUGUCCUUCAGACUACCGUGGUGACAUCUGCCAGUACCCAAUCUCAAACUGUGAUCCCUUAAACCUUGGAUUUAAUGGCGGCUACAACUGCUCCGGCGAAGGAAUGGAAUUCGGGUGCACUCUCUGGUGCCCGGAGGGGGUGGAAUUUGACUUUCCAGUGGCAGACAUGUACAACUGUGAUUACGCUACUGGCGUCUGGUCCCCGUCUCCCACACCCAAGUGUGACUAUGGUUUCUUUUCGAUGACCCCCAUCCCUAUUGAUGUAACUCCGGGAGAAUUUCCUUCUGUGUUGGGCAUGAAACAGUCUGUCAGCACCACCACCCAGAAGAUCAAGAAGCUACCAGGCUCUUGCUUCACCUGGUCUGGCUCACACUACAAGUCCUUCGAUGGUAAAGUGUACAGCUUUAAGAGCUCGUGCCCGUACACGCUGCUGCAGGACUCCACCCACGGCACCUUUACUGUCAACCUGCAGACUGAGGACGGCUGUGAAGGACCUUCCUGUCGCAAGGUCAUCCAGAUUUUCCUGGAGGAUGAUCAGUAUGUUCUUCAGGCCUCAGAGUCAGGACAGCCGAGCCUGGCGUACCGGAACACCAACCUGGCGAUCCCGGGGCAGAUGAACGGCGUUGUGUCGGAACGAGUAGCGCAUUACGUGGUGGUCAAAGUGUCUGGAUUCGGCCUCACCAUCAAGUGGGACAUGAAGAACUUGGUAGUGACGGAGAUCAGCGAGUUGUUGUGGAACAGGACGUCAGGGCUGUGUGGUCGACGUGAUGGCAACAUGGACAAUGAUUGGAGUUAUGCUGACGGUACUCAGGAGACCAACAUGAACUCAUACCUACAGGCCUGGCAGGCCAAGACCCUCGGUGAUCAGUGUCUUGAUCGUCCGAACACCAAACACCCGUGUGGCCGUCGGAGCAUGGCCUCGGAGGCAGACAAAUUCUGCUAUCGUCUGCGUGAUGACCAGAGAUUUUCUCAGUGCCGCCAGGUGGUGGAUGUGGAGCCGUACAUCAACGCCUGCCGCUGGGACUACUGUGACUGUGACUCCCAGGACCGUGAGGCGUGUGCUUGUGAGUCCUUCGCCGCCUUCUACAAGGAAUGUACAAGCGUUGGGAGUGACAUUCCUGGUGGCUGGCGCUCACAUGACCUCUGCCUGACGGAGUGUGGGCCAGGCAAAGUGUACAACCCGUGCAUGUCGACCAUUCAGUCCCGGUGUGGCCAACCCUCUGAUGGUGUGGCUCCUGACUUCUGUGUGGAGGGUUGCGACUGUCCCGAGGGCCUGAUGCUGCAUCAGGACCUGUGUAUCCCUGCAAGUGACUGUCCCUGUACGUAUCGCAACAAGGAAUACAGCGCCGGAGACACCAUCCCCAAUGACUGCAACUCUUGUACAUGUCUGGGGGGAGAGUGGGUGUGUACGGAGGUGAAGUGUGGCUCCCGCUGUGCUGCUGUGGGUGACCCUCACUACACCACCUUUGAUGGCCGCCGCUUUGAUUUCAUGGGCAAGUGUUCCUACUACCUGGUGCAGGGGCAGGACUUCAGUAUCGAGGCUGAGAACACCCCGUGUGCUGGUGCCGUCUCUGAGAGCAUGAACUUCCCUGCCUCGGUGGUGAGUCAGUUCCCGUCAUGCACCAAGUCUGUGACGGUAAGACUGGAUGGCACCGUGAUACGUCUCAAGCAGGACAGGGAAGUGACUAUCAACGGAGUAGAACUUAAGGAACUUCCUGCCUGGGUUAAUGGUGCUUUCAUCAAGGCUGCUUCAAGUCUCUUCAUCAUGGUUGAAUUGAGCAAUGGGAUGGACGUGUGGUGGGACGGCCAGACUCGUGUGUACGUAGAUGCCCCAGCAGAGUUCCGUGGGGAGACAGCUGGUCUGUGUGGCACCUUCACUGACAACCAGCGGGAUGACUUCCUCACACCAGAAGGAGACAUAGAACAAAAUGUUAUUGCUUUUGCAAACAAGUGGAAAACUUCAGAGAAAUGUCCAGACCAGCCUCUUGCUGAGGAGAACCGACCCUGUGACAGACAUGUUCAGAACAAGGCUGUAGCGGAGAAGUUCUGUGCCAAGCUCAAAUCAAACUUUUUCGCUUCAUGUCAUCUGGAGGUGGACCCUGACCCCUACUACCGGGACUGCUUGUAUGAUAUGUGUUCCUGCGAGACCAAGAUGGAUGGCUGCUUGUGCCCUGUGCUGGCUGCCUACAGCAAGGAGUGUGCCAGGAAGGGCGUUAUCAUUGACUGGCGUGCUCAUGUCCGCGAGUGUGGUGUUCAUUGUACUGGUGGCCAGAAGUACCAAGUGUGUGGCAAUAGCUGUGCCCACACUUGUCUAGACUUUGCCACCAAUCCUGACUGUGCCAGAAAGUGUGUGGAAGGCUGCAACUGCUUGGAAGGCUUCUCUCUGGAUGCGGAUGGCAUCUGUGUGCCCAUCACAGAGUGUCCGUGUGUGUAUGAUGCCAAGGAAUUUAAACCUGGCUAUGAGAUGAUGCAGCAGCAGCAGGAUGGUUCCUAUCUUGUCUGUGAGUGUUACAAUGCUGGCUGGAACUGUUGGGAGCCACGAGAAAAUGAGACUCUGUCCAGACCUCAGCAAGUUGCCUGUUCUCAGGAGGGGAAUGAAGUCUACACUGACUGUCUACCAGAAGAAGAGAACACCUGUCAGACAAUGCACCUGCGCCCCAUGAUUAGUGACCUCUGCCGCCCUGGAUGCAUCUGUGCUGCUGGUUAUGUUCGUGAUGCUGACACUGACACCUGCAUCAUGCACAAUCAGUGCCCGUGUCACCACGGUGGCCGUUCCUAUGAAGAAAAUGCGACCAUCAUCGAGGACUGCAACACUUGCACAUGUGAGAGUGGCAAGUGGCUGUGUACAGAGAAAGUGUGUCCAGGGAUCUGCACUGCCUGGGGAGACUCUCACUACAAGACCUUUGAUGGCCGCCUCUUUGAGUUCCAUGGUACCUGUGACUACCUCCUGGCCAAGGGCAAGGACUCCAGGGCUGACAACUUUGAGGUCAUAAUACAAAAUGUGCCAUGUGGGACUGAUGGUGUGACGUGCGCCAAGUCUAUUACUCUGAGGGUUGGUACAGGCGAUGCUCAGGAAGUUGUGGAGUUCUCACGUAACAAACCUCCACCUACCAAGAAUAUGACACGAACCAUUAUCCGUCAAGCUGGAAUAUUUGUCUUUGCUGAGGUGACGGACAUGGGCUUGGUACUCCAGUGGGAUCGUGGAACCCGGGCCUACCUUAGACUUGAUCCAAUCUGGCAGGGCAAGGUCAGAGGUUUGUGUGGGAAUUACAAUGGAGAUGAACAAGAUGACUUCCGAACACCAUCUGGCGGGUCAAGUGAAGUUUCAGUCAAGAUCUUUGGAGAUUCUUGGAGGUUACAGAACUAUUGUCCUGAUAGUAUAUUGAUCAAGGACACCUGCAGCCUACACCCCCACAGGAAGGUAUGGGCAGCUAACCAGUGUGCUGUGCUCAAGACGGAACCUUUUACACCCUGCCAUUCUAAGGUUCCUGUUGAGCCCUAUGAAGACAGAUGUCAGUUUGAUGCUUGUGGCUGUGACACUGGUGGAGACUGCCACUGUUUGUGUACAGCUUUAGCUGCCUAUGCUCAUGAGUGUAACAUCCAUGGGGUGUACAUUAAGUGGCGUACACCAGACUUCUGUCCUAUGCAGUGUAAUGAGGAUUGUGAGCACUAUGAGCCGUGUAUCCCAACCUGCCCUCUGGAGACCUGCGACACAUUGCUUGACCCCAACUCUCCACUGUGUACACAAGAUGCUUGUGUUGAAGGAUGUGCCAAGGAUAUUUGUCCUCCAGGCCAAUUGUACAAGAGUUCCACUGACAUGGAGUGUGUUCCAAAGGCCGAUUGUGAGAAAAAGUGCAUGGAGAUAGAUGGAGAAGUAUAUAUGGAAGGCGACAUUAUUUCCCAAGAUGACUGCCACACUUGUUCUUGUUCGCGCAAAAAGAAAAUUUGCCGUGGAACUCCGUGUCCCACUCCCACCGCCUUUACCAGCACCACCACCCGCACCACUACCCGGGUUACCACACCACACAAUGCAACAGCCGAGGAGGUGGAGGUCGGUGAGUGCAGGGAUGGAUGGACAGAUUGGUUCAGUGAGGACAAGCCCAUCAUCUUCAGACAGAACUCAGACACUGAGAGGGUGCCUGAGAAGAUAAAUAAUCGCAAGACUAAAAAAGGAGUCUGUGUACGUAGCCAAAUGUCUAACAUCAAAUGCAGGAGCGUAGGAACCCACCGACCCCACACAGAACAGCAAAAUGUGAAGUGCUCACUGGAAGAGGGACUGAUGUGCCAGGGCCGGGAUGAUGCAACAGGGGCUAAUGCUUGCUGGGACUAUGAAGUUUCUCUCCUCUGUGACUGCAGUCGUACAACAACCGUUGAGUCUGUUAUCUCUACCACCCCAAUAACACCUGUUACACCACAGGUGAUUGUGACACCUUCCAUCCCACCUGAGGUGCCCUCUGUUUCCAUGACCUGUGAUGACGAGGGCUGGAGUGAAUGGUACAACAAACACUACCCUGAUCGUGAUGGCGAAUUUGAAUCAUUAUCAGAGAUCCGUAAGAUUUACUCACUGUGUCCAGACCACUACAUUUCUGAGGUGGAGUGUCGACCUGUGCAAGGAGGAGAAGUGGAGUCUAUUGUUACCUGUAACAAAAACGGUGUCAGCUGUAGGAAUAACGCUGGUCAGCAGUACUGCCGAGACUAUGAGGUGCGAGUGUUUUGCCAGUGUGAGUGCCAGGAUGGUCUGGGCAUGGAAGACUUGGGUAUCACCAAUGAUCAGAUUACUGCCUCAUCUCUCAUGACUCCAGAUGACAAGCCUUAUGCUGCUCGCCUCAACUCCGACUGGGCUUGGACCUCAAGACCUGUGGAUGAAUUUGAUGAAAAUGCAGCACAAGCUGAGUGGCUGCAGGUGGACCUGAAGGAGGUGAAGGAGGUGACAGGGGUGGUGACACAGGGACAUCCGUACUUUCAACAGUUUGUUGAGGUCUUUGCUGUUCAGGUGUCAGAGACUGGAGCAGCUUGGGCAGAUGUAAAGGAUGAAGAUGCUCCAUUUGCAAAGCAAUUCACUGGCAACAGCGACAGCUCUACGCCUGUGACAAACUUAUUUCCAGAACCUGUUUUUGCUAGAUAUGUCAGGAUCAUCCCUAUAAGCUUCUACUCUGCCAUCUCUCUCAGGCUGGAGCUCAAGGGCUGUAAUGUCAAAGAUGUGACACCAACCUCAGUUUCAACAUCUGAGACCUUCACUGAGUCUGUAUGUGUUAACGGCUGGACACCAUGGAUGAACACCCAUACACCCAGCCCUGGCAACUGGGAUGACAUGGAUGACCUUCGCUCCCUGGCAGAAAAGUACACCUUCUGUGCUCCUCAUCAAAUAAUGGACACACAGUGUCAAGUGGUUGGUGUGGGACUGACCCCAGAGGCUUCAGGCCAGGUGGGCAUCACCUGCAACACCAAUACUGGCCUUCAGUGUAAUGAUGACCUGCAGGCUCCUCAGCAUUGCUUUGACUUUGAGAUCCGGUUCUACUGCGACUGUUCAAUUAGUACAACGCCAGCAGUCAUCACUAUGACCACUGAGGCUACAACAACCACCCUAGCUCCCGAGCCUUGCUGGCACUCUAGCCCUCAGUACAAAAAACAUGAAGAUGAUUGCCGCAAAUUCUAUCAGUGCUCUGUGUCUUUCACUGGGAUGAAAUACGUGGUGAAGGAGUGUGGUCCAGGCACGUUCUUUCACCCCGACACUCUCACUUGUGAUUUUGAGUACAAUGUCUUACUUGUGAGACCAGAAUGUAGAGACGAACUAACACCACCCCCCAAAAUUGUGUUAAGUACAGUAACCACAUUGCAAACAGACCCGUGCACUGAUGACACUUGGACUGAAUGGUUCAAUGUGUCACAUCCUGAGACAGAUAAUGGGGACUUUGAAACUUUUGAGAAGAUCCGUGAGAUGGGUUUCAACAUUUGUGAUGAUAUGUACAUCAUGGACAUAGAGUGUAAAUACAACAAGGAGGAGAGAACAAACUCGGGCGGCAAAGGAGGCUCCAAGGGUGGUGGCCGCAAGGGUCGCAAAGGAGGUCGCAGAGGCCAGACCUUAGACAGACUUACACAUGUGUCCACUGACUACACUUUGGGUAAUGACGUGAAUGUCCAGUGUUCCACACAAUCUGGCUUGAUAUGUCAGAACAACCAGCAACCUGCACGUGGUAAUAUAUGCGAAGAUUAUGCCAUCAGAGUUCUCUGUUCUUGUGAAGCAAGAAAGGUAACUGUCAGCAGCCAGCCUUCCACCACACCCUACGUUGAUGUGAGGGGGUCUACCAUCCUCACCACACCUCAUGUUAUAGAUGAAAGGUGUCCUCCGGGUCAGAGGUACGAGCCCAGAGCACUACGUUGUGACAGAGUCUGUUUCUACUACAGAUAUUACUUGCAACAAAAUGGCGAAUGUCUGCAUGACAGUCAGUACGCCCCAGCCUGUGUAAAUGUUUCCUCUGAUGACGCCUGCCCCGGCAACCAGUACUUGAGGGACAAGACGACCUGCGUCGCCGUACAGGAUUGUAACUGUCGCCUCCCCAAUGGCAUGGCAGCACCGCCUGGGAGAGCCUUCCUGGUGACUGACUGUCAGAUGUGUCAGUGUGUCAACAACUUCCUGACGUGUGACUCCACCUCGUGCAUCACCACAACACCCAUUACAGUACAGGUUUCUGGAAAGCCAACAUUUGAGUGUAAUGCAUGGAGCUCUUGGUUGAGUGAGUCUUCUCCCAGCUUGGGCAGUGAGAAGGAACUUCUGUCUGACCUGCGCAACAAACACACGAAGUUAUGCUCUAGGCCACGGCGAGUGGAGUGUCGGGUGAAGGGAAGCCACGAACUACCAGAAGAGGCAGGGCAAGUGGUGACGUGCCACCGUAAGAAAGGCCUCGAGUGUCUCGCCUCAGAAAAUGCUCAAGGUUGUAAGGACUAUGAAGUGCGUUUCUUCUGUGAAUGUGGUGACUACACUGACAAAGAUGAAGUGGAAUUCACUGAAAGUACAACAUUAACCUCGACUACCUACCAAGAUGUAUCUAUUACCAACGUCACUACAGUAGUACCACUCCUGAACGAUGAGUGUCCACCUUCCAUGACAUAUGAACAGUGUGCAAUGCCUUGUGACAGGGUAUGCUUGUACCAUAAUUCAGUCCUCCGCCAAAAUGGGAUGUGCAAGUCUGAGGAUAACUGUGCCCCUGGGUGUGUUGAGAGGUUCAAGACCAACACCUGUCCACCUGGAUUUUUCAUGAUUAAUGAAGCUAAAUGUGUAUCUCUGGCAGACUGCAACUGUCGUCUUCCUAACGGACUAGCUUUGCCGGCUGGAGUUUGGUACAACGUAUCACAAUGUGAGAGGUGUAUGUGCCAAAACAAUAAUCUGAUGUGCAGACGUGUGGAUAAUUGUGAAGAAACAUCGACUGAACCCACCGUUGUGACACUUGGUAUUCCAACCAUGAAAAUCACACCAAAACUACCAACUACUGUUGAUCCUUUUACGCGAUUCCCAAGCCUUUUUCAGUGUAAUAAUUGGUCACCUUAUUACAAAAAAGAAGAAAAGGAUAGUGAAGGUUUAAUACUGAGUCUGGACAUGCUGCGAACCUACAAAGGCUUUGUAUGUGAAAACCCUGUUAAUGCAUCCUGCAGGGAAGUUACUACCAAGCUUCCUGCUGUUGAUCUCGGGCAAACUUUAACCUGUGAUGCUGUAGAAGGUCUCAAGUGCCUCAAUCUUGAUAAUACCAAAGAUUGUCAUAAUUAUGAAAUCUCAUUCUUCUGUGAGUGUGAGGAAACGACUCCUAUAUCAACUACUGAUAUCGCAAUGGGAACAACCACCACCUUGGCACCAUGUGAUGCCUGGUCUCCUUGGAUCAAUGACAUUAGGCCUUGGCAAGCUGAUGGUGACACAGAGUUCAAGACCCUACAACAGUUACAAGAGGACCACCAGUUCUGUCUGGAGGGUCAGCUGGCAUAUAUUGAGUGUGUGGAGACAGCGACUGGUUUGAAUUCAGCAGCAGAUAAAGGCAUAAGCUGUGAUGUUCGAUAUGGUUUCCGAUGCAGCAAUGUAGACCAAGACCGUGGAAGCUGUCUAGACUACAAAAUCAGAUACUACUGUUCAUGUGAGACAACUACUACAGUGACAACCACAGUUAUCCCUGACUUCUUCACUCCACCGUCUGUUUGUGAUCCUGACAAAUACAUCAACCUGCUUGAUGAGGUAGAGGACAGCUCUUUCUCCUCCACUCCUGCUCGUAACUCUAUGUAUGGACCUUCUAGUGCACGACUCUACUAUAAUGAUGGCAAUCUUACAAUGAGGAGCUGGGCAUCGAGGGAUAAUGACAGAGAUCAAUUCGUCCAAGUGGACCUUGGCUCAGUGGUGCCUGUGUAUGGCGUGGAGGUGGCUGGCAACCCCCUCACCAGGGAGAGAGUCACGGCCUUCACUGUUCAAGUCUCCCGAGACAACGUCAUCUGGAGUGUGCUGCCACGUGACCCCGGGAACCCAGCUGGGCCUGUCAAGGUUUUCAGUGGCCCCUCCAGCCCAGUAGUUCCCAUGAAACAGAUGUUUAAGGAACCAGUAGAGACAAGAUAUAUAAGGCUGAAGCCUGUUGACUGGUAUCGAGCCAUUGCACUGAGGUUUGAAGUCAUUGGUUGUGAAUUGCCCACAGUCCCUGCAAUAAUUUCAACUACCGAAGAGCCAAUGUGUGAGGAGCAGAUGGGGCUGGAGAAUGGCGAGUUGUCAGACCUUCAGAUUGUGGUCUCUUCAGUUCUCAAUGACCAAGACUACUUUUAUGGGAAGUCAAAUAUUCGCCUUAACACAGAGGACAUUCCAUACACAUCUGCAGGGGCUUGGGUACCAGAACCUAAGUCUGGCCAGUUUGUUAGGUUUGAUUUUGUGGAACCAAGUAAGUUAUCAGGAGUGAUAACACAGGGACGAAGUAGUUCUGAUGAGUGGGUCCGGUCCUUUACUGUCCGUUACUCUCAUGAUGGGCAGACCUGGAACACAAUACAGAACUCAGAUGGCACAGAUAAGGUGUUCCCAGGUAACUACGACAGAAAUACACCAGUUGAAACCAAGUUUGACCGACUCAUCCAAGCGCGUUUCCUAGAGAUCAGACCUGAGACAUGGAAGUCCAGUAUUGCCAUGAGAGUUGAAGUGCUCGGCUGUUUCCACCCAUACCCGGAUGUGACCACUACACCACUACCCAGAGUAACUUCAACUGAGCCUCCACCAGCUUACUGCACACCUUGCCCGGGUCUUCUACCCCAGUAUUAUGACAGCUGCCUUCCAUGUUCUUAUGGCCAGGUCUUUGAUGGUCAGUCCUGCGUGGCACAGUUCUUAUGUCCUUGCUACAAAGAUGGUCAACGAUAUGAUAUUGGGUCCGUGUUUGAGACAAGUGAGUGUGAAGAAUGUGAGUGUGUACUGGGAGAAGGUGCUCUGUGCACCGAGAAGAAGUGUCCACCCUGUGAAAACGAUCAACGAGUUGUUGUAACUCCCCUGUGUGCCUGUGUGUGCAAGCCGUGCCCCAAAGGAACCAAACUUUGUCCAUCCAGCAACUACUGCCUAAAUGAGUCUUCUUGGUGCAAUGGUAUUGAGGAAUGUCCAGACGAUGAACUAAACUGCCCAACAACCACUCCAGAAAUUCCUGAGGUUUGCCCUACACCAUACUGUCCUGAUCACUGGGUGAAGAAAGUACGAUCAACAAAUGGUUUGUGUCCUGCCAUCACUUGUGAACCACCAACAACUAUGCCAACUUUGCACUGUCCUAUCCCACUCUGUCCACCACGUUAUGAUAUUGCACUGGCUACAAAGAAGCUGGGUGAUAUGUGCCCCACAUAUGAGUGCAUUCCUCCUAUCACAACAAUGGAGCCUCCUACCUGUCCUCCUCCAAACUGCCCCGAAGGUUAUAUUGUCCAGGAACCAGAGUACUCGUAUGAGUUCUCACAACAGUCCUCGGAUGAUGUCUGUACCCAGUACCAAUGUGUCAUAGCAGCACCUCCUACUGCACCCUGCCCACCUCCCAGCUGCCCUCAAGGAUAUGAUGUCUUCAUUGCUGAUUCCAAAGUACUUUUGGAAUUAUGUCCUACGUACGAGUGUAUACCAAUUGUGACAACCACAAUGUGUCCACCUGUGGAGUGCCCAUCAGACCUGCGCAUCAUGUACAUCCAGGGUACUGAGUCAUCCACUUGCCCACAGUAUACUUGUGUCAAGGUCACCACACCUUUCCCAGUGACUACUCCUCAGCCAGUUGUCUCGAAGUGUCCUCCAAUGGAGCUGCCAAUCUGUGGAAUAGAUGAAGAUUUCUACCAGACUAAUCCCGAAGAUGUCUGUCCACAGUUUGCUUGUAAACCAUUUGGAAGUCCACCACCAGACGUUACCACAGCUCUCCCAAGAGUCAUUACUCCAGAAUGUAAGAUGGAAGGUCGCACCUUCACCUCCUUUGAUGAUUCUAACUAUGAGCUGGAGCCAUGUAACCACAUCCUGGCAGAAGACAAGAUCAAGAAAGACUGGAUUGUUUCUGUGCACAGGAACUGUUCUGAGAGUCAUAAAUGUGAUCGCUACCUCAACAUUACACAAGAGAGUAAGCAACUCAUUCUCCGGCCAGACCUACUUAUUCUUUGGGAUGAGAACACCUACACUGUCACUCAGGCUCAGCGCAUUGGCACCUCCACCAACACCUUUAGUAUCUCUCGAGUGGGUGAUUCCAUCUACUUUAAGUCAAAGAAACACAACUUUGGUGUUGAGUGGAAUGUUGAGAUGAAUGUCAAUAUCAUUCUUGGAGACCACCUAGUAAAUAAAGUUGAUGGCCUAUGUGGCUUUUACACGGGAGAACCAAAAGAUGAUAAAUCGAAACCUGAUGGCAAGUUGGCCACCACCAUCAAGGAAUAUGGUCAGUCGUGGGCCCUUGAUGAUGCCGUGUGUGAGGACAAACCCAGGUGUACAUCAGAGGUCACCAGCAAGGCUUUUGAACUGUGCAACACUGUCCAGUCCAAACCCUUCACUGAGUGCCACAGCACUGUUGACCCAGCACCAUUCAUGAAGGGAUGUGUGGACACCAUGUGUGAAUGUCUAAGUAGUGACACUGAUGAUGAGGAAUGCCGAUGCCAGGCACUUACACGUUAUGUCACCCACUGCCUCGAGAAAAACCCUGAGGCUCCUAUCUCUGACUGGCGUAUUGUUGCCAAGUGCUAUAAGGAAUGUGGGACAGGAGAAAUAUAUCAGGAUUGUUUCCGCGCCAAAUGUGAGAAAAGCUGUGAAAACCUACACGAUGAAACUGCUUGUCCAGACGAGGAUGGCUCUUGUAUCCCCGGCUGCUUCUGUACUCCGGGGUUGGUACGCAAAGGAAACCGCUGUGUCGUCCCCGAACAGUGUCGAAACUGUGUGUGUGAAGGUUAUGGUGAUCCUCACUACAUGACCUUCGAUAGACAUAAUUACACUUUCAAUGGGGAAUGUUCGUACAUUGCUGCGCGAGAUAUGAAUGCUCGAGGUCAACACAAGUUCCAGGUGAUCACCCGCAACAAGCAGUGCACCCCAGAACCAGUGACUGUUUGUACUGAUGCCGUUACUAUCCUCUAUAACUCUCACACGGUGUUCAUCUCUGCUACUGGAGAAGAUGUUGUUAAAGUGACUGUUGAUGAGGAUGAAGUAGCCAGUUUCCCACACCGAGAACCGUGGCUGGCAGUAGAACAGCCGGACCCCUCACAGGUUAUGGCAGCCAUAGCUGCUAUACAACUGGAAGUGACUUUCUUCCUGGAAAACUUUGGAUUUUCCAUACGUCUACCAUCACACCUGUACUUCAACAAAACAGAGGGACUUUGUGGUAACUGUAACCAUGAUGAUGAAGAUGACCUAAUGACCAGGGAAGGAGCUCUGACUGAGUCUGUUGACAAAUUUGGACGUAGCUGGCUGCUGGAGAAUGAACCUCGUACCUGUGGUGUUUUGGAGAAGGAUGCAACAUUCUGCCUCCCAUUACCUCCUGAUGAGGACCCCUGUCUGGAUAUCAUGAAUGAAGACUUGUUUGGAAAGUGUCAUCCAGUUGAGGAUCCAGCAUCAUAUGUAUCCUCAUGUCAACUUGAUGCCUGUGGCAGCCGUGAGCCGCAGGUAGCUGCAUGUCACAGUCUUGAGGCUUAUGCUAGACGAUGUGCUGACUUAGACAUCUGUUUGGACUGGCGUUCUGAAGAAAUUUGUCCAAAGAACUGCACAGGAGGUCAAGAGUAUCGAGCCUGUGCACCAGCUUGUGUACAUACCUGUGAAAAUUAUGAGGAACUUGAAAAAGAUCCUGAUUCUUGCCCCAUAUCCCCUGUUGAUGGCUGCUUCUGCCCUGAGGGCAUGGUUUUGGAUAAUGGAACUUGCAAAAAUACAAGCUAUUGUAAGAUAUGUGAUGAUAAGGGGCACCGUAUGGGUGAGGUUUGGCAAAUUGAUAAUUGUACCACAUGUGAAUGUACUGACCAAGGUAACACUUGCAGCACCAAGACUUGUCCUGAAGACCCCAUUUGUGAUGAGGGAUAUAUUGUGGUUGAGGUGAAUGGAACUGGAGAUGAUUGUUGUGGUCUAAGGAAGCAAUGCAAAGUUAAGCCUGUUGAAGACUGUCCCACUCCACUUGAGCCAACAGAUAGAUGUGGUUACGGGCAUCGACAGAAGCUCAUCGAGGCACCAGGUGUAUGCCCUCAGUAUGCAUGCGUGUGUUUAGAGCCAGAAAACUGCCCCAAAUUAACCAUUCCUGAUAACAAAGAUCUAAAACCAGGGGAAGUAUGGACACUGGAUGACUCUGGUUGUUGUGCCAGAUACGCCACAAAGUGUAGCGGAACUUGUCCAAAGAUCACCUGCGAUGAAUUCCACAUCCUGGCACAAGAACCAAAGAAGGAGGAUGAGUGUUGUCCUAAGACUAAAUGUGAACUCCCUGCUGAUGCAUGUAUCUACGAACACCAGUAUCUUCCUGAUCUCUUUGGCUACCCGCGACUAGUGCAUGAAUUUGAUACAGAUACGAAGAAUCUGUACAAGGUUAAUGAGACGUGGUCAGAUGGGUCGUGCCUAACUUGUAAGUGUUCAGUAGACAUUGAUGGGCUGCCACACUACCAGUGUACUAAGCAGACCUGCCCAACUCUUGACAGUCAUCCAGACCGGGGAGAGUAUGAGCUGGAGAGUGUGGAGACACCAGGUCAAUGCUGCCCACAGAUAAUUAGAACUGCUUGUAUAGAUGACUAUGAGGCCAUUCAGGUUGGAGAGACGCUUGAUGACCCCUUGAAUGGAUGCCGAAGUGUAGAAUGUGUCAAAACUUCAGAUAAUAAAAUUGAGAAAAUAGAAAAGAUCUCCUCAUGUGAUGAAUCGUGCCCUGCAGGCUGGGAGUAUGAACCAUCACCCCUCUACCCCCAGCACUGCUGUGGAGAGUGUGUACAGGUUGCCUGUGUUGUGGAAAGCCAAGUAAAAGCUGUGGGUGAGACCUGGGCGUCAGAUGACCUGUGCACCACCUAUACCUGUGCCAGAGAUAAACAUGACCAGAUCCAGAUUCAGGCUGUGGAGGUUCAGUGCAACAAGCCAAGCAAGGAAGAACUUGAGCAUUAUGUAUUUGAAGAGAAGAAAGUAGCUGACCAGUGUUGCUCUGUGUUCACCCGUAAGGCUUGCCUCAUGAAUGACACUCCAGUCAAAGCUGGAGAAAGUGUUCAUGAUCCAGAUGAUAACUGUGCCACCAUCAGCUGUGUGGCUGGUGCAGAUGGCAAUGUCACACGUCGUGAGAGAGAGACCACUUGUGACACAAACUGUGAAUUAGGCUCAACCUAUGUUCAACCAUUACCUUUUAGCACUGAUUGUUGUGGUAAGUGCAUCAAGACACACUGUGUUGACGAUGGCACGUCAUACUCCAUCGGUGAACGUUGGGAAAGUGAAGGAGAUGUGUGUUAUGAAUACAGCUGUGAGACCCGUAAUGAUGUCAUGACUACUGUUGCUGUCAAGAAAGAGUGUCCAUACUUUGACCCUGAGUGUCCCGAGGAGGAAAUAUAUAUAGAUGAGUUGCGUUGUUGUAAACUAUGCAAUAUCACAAGACAAGAAAAAAGAGACUGCAAGCCAAAGGCCAUGCCUCUUGAAGAAACUAUUGGUAUCUUCCAAAUAUCUACACGACAUGUGGGAACAUGUAAAAAUCCCGCUCCUGUACCUGACUUCAAGCAGUGCUCUGGACACUGUGACUCCUACACCCUUUUCCAGGGCCAAGGUCGCCAGGCAUCUCAUGUUCCUACAUGUUUCUGCUGUAAACCUUCAAGAUUUGAAAAGAUACGGGUCCAGUUACGGUGUGACUCAGGGGUGACAUUCAGUCCUGCGUAUAACAAUAUUGCGGAGUGUGAGUGCCUCAAGUGUAAUGAUGGUAUGCCUGAGUACAUGGGUGAUGCACCAAUCCUUGAUGAUAUUGAAUUUUUUGCCAUGACAGAUGAACCUCUAAAACAGUAACACAGAGUUGAUUGUGAAAAGCUAACCAAACAUGACUUUAAUUUGUUGAUGACCCAAGCUGGAUGAGGAUAUGCAGUGGUUCUACACACAUUAUUGUAAGCUCUUAGCAGCAGCAGCAGCACCAGCAGCUCAUUUCAUUUAAUAUUGAUUCAUUUCAGGUAGAAGCAUAGUCAUAUUUUCUGAACUCAUCCACCACUUUAUUAUUAAAUAGCAAGUUCAAUAAAGAGUUUAUAAUAAUGUUAAAGGAACUGUACCUGGCUCAAUAGACUUCUGAAGACGACUGACCUCCAUGGACUAUCUCUCACCCUGUAAAUAGCCACAUUUACUCAUAUUAAAUGCAAGCAACAGAAAAUACAAAAAAAGCUUGAGCAAUGAAAAAAGUACAAAAAUAUUUCAACACAAAUUUAGUGUUAUUGUAUCAAUAAAAGGAACAUGACUGA